UUCCAGUCCCUUUCCGCAACACCGUCGACCACUACCCCUACGCCUACUUCCUCUACACCCCUUCCCUCAUCCUUCCCUCCGCCGCAUCCCGCCUCCUCCGCCAACCCUGGGGAUCCUCUGCUCCUCUCGCCUCCGCGCCGAGUCGGAUCCCCGCGGAAUCGGUGAGUUUGGUCGACGAGUUAGGUCAGAGUGUGUUGUCUGGUUGCGACUGCGAGGCUUGUGGCGGUGUGGGUUCCGACUGCCCUUGUUUGGGCUUGGGUGGGCUGGAUGACGUGGGCAGUGAGUGUGGGCCGGGAUGUGGGUGCGGACCACAGUGCGGAAACCGGUUGACUCAGAAUGGGGUUGCUGUUCGGGUGAAGAUUGUGAGGGAUGCAAGGAAAGGGUGGUGUUUGCAUUCUGACCAGUGGAUUCGGAAAGAGGAGUUCUUGUUUGAGUAUGCAGUGUAUCCAAUACAUCAUACGAAUGUAAAACUGAUUCAUGGUUUCCUGCUUGGAAAAGGCGAACUCUUGACAACCAAGGAAGCGCGGAGGAGACAUCAAUGUUAUGAUGAAAAAUCAUCACAUGGUAGAUUCUCUUCUGCGCUUUUGGUUGUAAGGGAACAUCUUCCAUCUGGAAACGUAUGCUUGAGAUUGAAUAUUGAUGCCACAAGAAUAGGAAAUGUUGCCCGAUUUGUUAAUCAUUCUUGUGAUGGUGGUAACUUGAGCACAAAGCUAAUUAGAAGUUCAGGAGCUUUGUUCCCCCGCCUCUGCUUCUUUGCUUCGAAAGAUAUCCAGAAAGAUGAAGAGCUUACAUUUAGCUAUGGAGAAAUCAGGAAAAAGGCCAAUGGUCUGCCAUGCUUUUGCAGCAGCCCUUCAUGCUUUGGAACUUUGCCUUCGGAAGACACUUGAAACACGUUUUUGUUUAAGGAUAUGGAUUAGUUGUGAAAGGAAUACCGAUGUUUUUGUUGGCAUGAGCUUUUACAAAAUGAGUUAAUGUGGAUAAACUCUUCCUUUAGGUCAACCUCAUUUGACUUGAAUAAAUCUUAAAUAUACCUAGUUUUAAAUGUA
Arachis duranensis is the source of this 1046-nucleotide messenger RNA. Its product is annotated as histone-lysine N-methyltransferase SUVR3. NCBI's taxonomy places the organism in Eukaryota, Viridiplantae, Streptophyta, Magnoliopsida, Fabales, Fabaceae. Gene Ontology annotation, molecular function: protein binding. The record is from RefSeq and is a predicted model, not a curated record.